Messenger RNA from Daldinia childiae, 2145 nucleotides. Its product is annotated as Transmembrane 9 superfamily member 7. NCBI's taxonomy places the organism in Eukaryota, Fungi, Ascomycota, Sordariomycetes, Xylariales, Hypoxylaceae. Gene Ontology annotation, cellular component: membrane; Golgi apparatus. The transcript has 3 exons. Gene Ontology annotation, biological process: vacuolar transport; protein localization to membrane. The record is from RefSeq and is a predicted model, not a curated record. The coding region runs from base 1 to 2145 and encodes 714 amino acids.
AUGGGCGAAUCCCUAAGGAAUAGUCUGAAAUGGCUACUUUAUCUUCUUAUAGUUUCACAAGUUCAUGCUUUCUAUAUUCCGGGUUGGUCGGUAAAGAGUUACAAGGAAGGCGAACAUAUCCCUUUACUCGUUAAUAAAGUCUAUUCCGAUAAUACGCAACUACAAUAUGCCUACUACGAUCUACCGUUCGUCUGCCCGCCCACGGGUAAGAGCCAUGGUCCCGGUCUACUAAGUGGCCAGAGCAUCUCACUCAAUCUCGGAGAAGUUCUUCGUGGUGACCGGAUUAUGACUUCAGACAUUGAUCUUACCAUGGGACAAGACAAAGAAUGUAGUUUUCUAUGCGAGCAAGUGGUUACAAGAAAAGAUCUAAGGAGAGCCAAGGAACUGGUUAGGGAAGGAUACGUGGUAGAGUGGAUCGUCGACAAUCUACCCGGCGCCACUAGUUUCGUUACCGUCGACAAGUCGAGAAAGUAUUAUGCUGCCGGCUUUAAGCUUGGCUUUACCGAUUACUCGUCAAGCACCGGAAAGCCGCGCUACUUCCUCAAUAACCACCACACCAUCGUUAUUCGAUACAGGGCGGCGUCAGGUCGAGCCGGCGAGAAGGGAGGCAAAGUAGUCAUCGGUUUUGAGGUUUAUACCAAAAGUAUUGGCCCAAAUGUCAAGCGAGAUAACGGCUGCCCUGCCGAUCUUCACGAUGUUGAGGAUCGCUUCGAACUCUACAUGGCCCCAAAUAAAACGACCGAUUUCCAAACGCUGCACCCCCGCUCGUCUUACCACCCCGCGGCGCUUGAAGAAGGCGAUGAUGAUGAUACUAUCUCCAUCCCGUACUCGUAUUCUGUGUACUUCCGCGAAGACGAGUCGAUCGAAUGGAACCGUCGUUGGGAUUUAUAUUUCGUUAACUCGGAGGAGGGCUCUCGAAUCCACUGGCUAGCUAUCGUUAACUCCCUGAUUAUCUGUGGCCUGCUCACUGGUAUCGUUCUCAUGAUCUUGGCUAAGACGAUCAGGUCCGACAUCAAAGGAUACAAGGAAGGUUCUAUCGAAGAGGGCAAGUUACGCAAGGGAAAGUCUGGCAAGCGUAGUCCUAAAUCUGAAAAGGCAGGAUUUGGCGUCCUCGAGAGAGAAGCCGAUGUGGAUAACGAAAUAGAAGUGGCAUCCGAUGAUGAAGCACUAGAGGAUGUCACGGGCUGGAAGCUUUUACAUGCGGAUGUCUUCAGGAAGCCCGAGUAUGGUCAUCUACUAGCUCCACUUGUCGGGUCAGGCAUGCAGCUCUUAUUCAUGGCCAUUGGUUUGGUUUUGCUAAGUGCUAUUGGUAUCUUGAACCCCAGUUUUCGCGGUGGCUUCCUCAGCGCUGGGUUCGGCCUCUUCGUAUUUGCAGGUGUCUUCUCUGGUUACUUCUCCGCAAGGGUAUACAAGACUUUUGACGGAAAGGACUUCGGGAAGAAUGCUCUUGUUACAGCAUUUUUAUUUCCUGGUUUACUAUUUGGUCUGAUCUUUAUACUAAACCUCUUCGUCUGGGCACAAGCUUCUAGCACUGCUAUACCAUUCGGAACUCUGAUAGCUAUUGUGCUCCUAUGGCUUUGCAUUCAGGUCCCACUAGUUUAUCUGGGCUCUUGGUAUGGAUUCGUCCGUACAGGCGCAUGGGAACAUCCUACCAAGACUGCGAGCAUUCCUCGUCAAGUCCCCAACCAAGCUUGGUAUGCCAAGAAAUUACAGUCAAUCCUCCUUGCCGGCCUAGUUCCAUUUGCUGUGAUCUUCAUCGAGCUUCUCUUCGUAUUCCAGUCGCUAUGGCAGGAUAAGAGCGGGUACUACUACGUCUUCGGCUUCCUCGCUGUCGUUUCCGUUAUCCUGAUCCUAACUAUUGCCGAGGUCACAGUUGUGACUAUCUAUGUCCAGCUCUGCUCCGAGAACUAUCACUGGUGGUGGCAAUCCUUUUUCGUGGGCGGCGGAAGUGCCAUAUGGGUGUUUCUAUACAGCAUAUGGUACUACUUUGCCAACUUGCAUAUAUCGGGCUUCGUGAGCUCCAUGCUGUUCUUCGUAUAUAGCUUUAUGGCGUGCUGUGUGUACGGACUUCUUACUGGCACCGUGGGAUUCCUGACGGCGUAUGCAUUCGUCAGGAGGAUAUAUGGUGCUAUUAAGGCAGACUAG